AGUAGCAAUUGGAGUAAAAAUGUGUCGAGCGAGGUCCCCGAGUGGGACGGGGAGGCGGCCACCUUGUGCCCGGCGGAAACCUACCUGCCCGCUCCCGGGCCCGCAGGACAUUCAAUUAGCGGCGACGUGACGCCGGUCUCGAUGAACUCGGAGCUGGACCUCUUCAGCAACGACGCGACGGCCGGCUCGCUCACCGACCACGACUUAUUGAGUGCAGAUGGCGAAGAAGACGAAGAGACAUUAUCGGCAGAAGGGUGCAGUACGCCCGUCAAGAUCAUAAAGAAUGACCUCGGCCCGAGCGCCUCGCACACGCUCAAGCCGGACCCGUGUCUAAGAGCGAACGUCCCACACCUUUACGGCCUAACAAUGCAAACGAAGCACGCCUUCUACAAGGACCUACCUUCCAGCAGUAAAAACUUCACAACGGAGUGUGACAGCAAGAAGUGUUCCAAAGACAGGAUACAGUACACGAGUGAGAUAGACUCGUUGAAUCUGCAAGGCAAGGAGCUGCAGUGCAGGAGCAAUGUGCUCGGUACUCCCAGACGGUACAGUGACAGUGUGGCGCAGAAGUCUGUCAGUCAGACUGUGUCCGGGACUAGAUUUACUACUACCCUGGUGCGCGAAGACUGGGUGGGGAACUCCGAGAAUGCCGCCGGUGACGACAAAACCGACGGUAACACCGCAGACACCCCGCUCAGAACUUUAGUAACAAAGGCUCAAAGCACUAACAUUAAACCGGGCUUCAAUAUAUCUGAUCCAUGAUGUGGGGUCAUGUUAUAGUGGGAAUAGAUCAAUUUUGUACAGAUGAUAGCUUAUACGUUGCUUUAUAACGCACAAUUGUAUAUGAUUUUAGUAACUAUUGUUGAUAUAAUUUGAUAUGAAAUUUUCAGAUAGUGGACAUGACCCAGAAUCAAGUGGCACAGUAUAAUGUGUAGGAGCCUUAUUAAAUGUUGUAAUAAUUAUUACUAUGUCUACAAUGUGUAGGUAACAAACACUAGUGAAAUCUUAAUCUUGGAGCUUUUGUAUGUAUUUAUAAAAUAAGAUCUUAAUUCAAAUAUACAAUAAUUUGAAA
Leptidea sinapis is the source of this 1072-nucleotide messenger RNA. RefSeq lists its product as uncharacterized. The record is from RefSeq and is a predicted model, not a curated record. Lineage: Eukaryota; Metazoa; Arthropoda; Insecta; Lepidoptera; Pieridae. The annotation marks the transcript as partial. The transcript is spliced from 3 exons.